Messenger RNA from Ilyonectria robusta, 1042 nucleotides. RefSeq lists its product as uncharacterized. NCBI's taxonomy places the organism in Eukaryota, Fungi, Ascomycota, Sordariomycetes, Hypocreales, Nectriaceae. The transcript is spliced from 2 exons. Bases 113 to 874 code for a protein of 253 amino acids. The record is from RefSeq and is a predicted model, not a curated record.
GUUGUGUAUCCGCUUCUGCAUCGAUUAAUAGUGUCGUCUCAGAUUUGUCCCAAAUCAUCCUCGUUUCUGUCCUCUCAGUAUCCUCUCGAUUGACACAGAAGCGUCGAUCAUCAUGGCCACAACACUCCAAGGGAAGGGUAUCUUUUUCGUCAAUUCCAAGAUCGCUCGCCCCGACAUUUUGGAUGUGCCAACAUUCCUAAAGUGGUACGAUGAUGACCAUAUUCCUGAGAUCAUAGAGACCAGCGGAAUUCGGUCCGCCCGUCGCUUCGUCGAUAUCGACCCAGAGGUAGGCAUGCCCUACCUUGCUAUGUAUCCCAUGGAAGAUAUUGGCUUCACUCAGAGCCAGGAGUUCCGCAACAUCCACGUCACGAGUGACAUAUUGCCUGGCGACAAUUCAAUCUACGACCUCGCCGAUAUAAACGCCCGCUGCGACAAUCUGAUUUGCGUCUAUGACAAGGCUAUGGCAGGCAAAGGAGCCAUGAAAAGUUUGGUUGUCAUUGCUUGUGAGAUAAAAGGGAGUGCCUCGCCGGAAGAGGUCGAGCAAUGGUUCCGCGAAAAGCACUGUGCCUCGAUGGCCGAGUCCGUCGGCUAUCUUCGAACCACGGGCUUCAAGCUAGCAAGUGCAAGUUCGAACGCACAACUACGCGUACUUAAAGGCCUUGACCAGCCUACGAAAGAGCCUGCGCCGCAGCCUGCUACUUGGUUAUCACUGCAUGAAUUUAGCUGCGAUGCUUCACAACUGGAUGGCGCAGAACUUGGGAUGCUAGCGACUAGACCUUGGGGAAAAGAUGCAUUCGGUACCUAUGAUGUUCAUAUUUACAAGCUUGCCAAGGAAGUCGGAGAGAAAGACUGGUUUCAUAGGGUAGAGGUCUAGGUUUAAUGGGUUCUACUGUUACAAUUCUGACGUUGCAAUGAUUCUUGGUCAACACUGCCUUGACCGAUUUGUUUCACACUGCUCCCGAAGAGUAAAGUCGCCCUGUCUACCGUUACUUUCAACAAACCUAUAAUGGAUACGGAAUGAGAUUUAUUCAGUUUUCUUAGA